Messenger RNA from Cajanus cajan (pigeon pea), 929 nucleotides. Its product is annotated as WAS/WASL-interacting family protein. The record is from RefSeq and is a predicted model, not a curated record. Lineage: Eukaryota; Viridiplantae; Streptophyta; Magnoliopsida; Fabales; Fabaceae.
AAUAAAAGAGAAAAGAGAGACUGGUUGAAUUGCUUAUGCAGUAAUGCAUGGGAAGCAAGGUGAUCUAGCAGAGUUGUAAGUAAGGCGAAGGGUGAAGAGUGAAGAGUGAAGAGUGAGAGACAAGAAAAUAAUGAGUGAAGAAGGUCUUCCAAAGCUAUACACCAACAAGCCCCGAAAAGCGCAACUCAAGCAUGUUCGAGGGCAACAGAAAUCCAACGGCUUCUCCUCGCCGACGGCGACGGGCACCCACGGCCCAGCCGCUGCUCCGCCGCCGCCGCCAAAGGAGCCCUUUGUUCGGCGCUACAAAUUCCUUUGGCCUAUGCUUUUGGCUGUGAAUCUCGGUGUCGGAGCUUAUCUGUUUAUGAGGACGAAUAAGAAAGAUACUGGUGAGGAGGAGCAAGAUGCAAGUCCCGUCUCAACUAAAGAUGCUACUGCUCCUGUUGUUGAGACAUCUGUGCCCUCACCACCUAUUACAAAUCCCGUGAUCAAACGAGAAUCAAUUCCAGAAAACCAACAACGUGAACUCUUGAAGUGGAUAUUGGAAGAGAAGAGGAAGGUCAAGGCAAAAGAUGCAGAGGAGAAACAAAAAAUUGAUGAAGAGAAAGCUCUGCUUAAAAAGCUUAUUCGGUCAAAAUCCAUCCCAAGUGUCUAAAGAUGUUCUGCUUAUAUUUAUCAGCAGGGGAGAAAAAAAAAAGUUCUUGAAUUGAUUCAUCCAAUGCUUUUCUUUUCUGUUUACUUGGUUUGUUGAUGAACUUUAGAUGAUACAUUUGUUGAGAUUUGAGAGUUCAGCAUCACUGACAUCCUAAAUUGUCAUUUGCAAAAUUUGGGAUGUGAUUCACUGGUUCUUUUUUGUUCUGACAAUGGUCAAGUUGAUGGCACUUGAUGUAUAAUUCCCAUGUUCAAUAUAUUUACUACUUUUUGUGAAUAAA